GUGUUCAUCGUCCACCAGCUACUGUUGUCUUGAUUUCUGGUGAUAUUGAUUUUGUAGGAAAACUAAAUGAUCUUCGUCAUCAAGCUGGAUUUCAAGUCAUUGUUAUACAUAAUAAACUAGCCAAAGAAGAAUUAAAAGCAACAGUCAAUGCUCAUUAUUCGUGGGAAGAAUUUACUGAAUCAUUACAACAACAAGAACUAAAUCCGGAAAAUAGAUCAACUGAUUCACAGUUAGUUUCGAAUGAUCGAGUAAAUUAUAAUACUAAAGCAGAUCGAAUGCCAACUCCAAAAUUAAGAGAAUCACGUUUAACGACAAAAUCCAAUUUAUAUGACAAAAAUAAUCCUCGUCAGAAUGAUAUUUUAUAUUCAAAACCUCCAGUCACGUAUCAACAUGUUCGAAGUGCAAGCCAAAAUUAUUAUCGAAACAAUCGUAAUCGAUCACGACAACGACAAAACAUUGGGCCUAUUAAGCCAAUGUUGACUUAUUAUGGUGGUAUUAAUACUCCUUCAACUGCUUCGAACUCAAUGGUUGCACCACAAACUCGAAUACGUCAAGGAAAUAGUACUAGUCGAUUAAAUCAAAGAAAUCAUUCUGCGUUUCGCUCACGUGAACGAAUAUCAUCACGUGUCGAUGAUGAUACAUCAAAAAAAGAGGACAAUUUAAUGUCAUGUCCUCAUUGUACUAAUGAAUUUAGUACGACUCAAGCACUUCGUGAACAUCAAAAGGAAAAAAAACACUUAUUCUAUUGUUCGGUCUGCAACGAUGGCUUCUAUGCAUCAUCUAGUCUAACACAACAUCAAGAUGCAAAAGGACAUUAUGCUUCAACGAAUAUACCUGAUCAAGACAAACUGCAAUCUAAGGCAGAUGAUAACUAG
Rotaria sp. Silwood1 is the source of this 875-nucleotide messenger RNA. The record is from the annotation of a GenBank genome assembly. NCBI's taxonomy places the organism in Eukaryota, Metazoa, Rotifera, Eurotatoria, Philodinida, Philodinidae.